Molecule: messenger RNA, 2601 nt
Organism: Paramecium tetraurelia
Lineage: Eukaryota; Ciliophora; Oligohymenophorea; Peniculida; Parameciidae
Exons: 1
Source: RefSeq, a predicted model, not a curated record
AUGAAUAAAAUUAAAUAAACUGAAUAAAACCUACAGACAAUAAAGAAAUGUUUGUUUGUAAGUGAAACAAAGGAACAACCAAAACUUGCUCCUGAGGAGAUGCUCAAGUAAACUCAAGCCAUUCUUAAUCAAUCCAAGCACAAAGUCUAACUCCACAAGGACCAGAAAUUCAUUGAUUCAAAAAUCAUUGUACAACAAUAACUCAAGGAAAGACAACAGAGUUUCAAUUAAAAGUAAUAGCAAUUGCAAGCCAUCAUGCAAUCUGCCAAUGACACUGGUUUUGUGGAAUUCCAUUUGAUCAACUCAAUGAUGCAAAAACUCAACAUUAAAUAUGAUCAAAUUAACCAAACAAAGGUUGCACUCUCAGUCAGCAAUAAAAUUAACUUCUACAGAAGAUUUUCCAAAAAACCCUCUCAAUUGCAAGUGACUAAAAUUAAUGGACAAUUAUUGGAUGAGAAUCAAUAGCAAAUCUAUAAAAUAUUUAACACCAAAGAGCAAAUUCAUUUCAUAUUUAAAAAUGAAAUGGAAUUGAAUAUCAACAUCAUACCAUAUCAAAUCAAUAGACAAAUUUACAGAGAAGACAAAAAUAUUUAUGAAGUCCUGCUAGUAGAAAAUCAAAUCGAAGAAGAACAGAAUGAACAAUAGUUUGUUGAAUAGCAAGUCAAAAUUGAUCAGCAUUUCAAAUUUUCAUUCCUUAAUCGAAUCCAACAAUUCAAUCUCAUGCACAAUCAGAACAUACCCUCUGCAUUGACUCGCCAAUAUAAUAUUUACUUGAUUCUUCGAGAGUUAAUUCUAGAUGCCCUAGAUUACAACUACAUCAAGUCCAUCAACAUCAUCCAAGAUUAAAUCAUCGUUCAUAAUCUCCCCUCUCAAGCCUAUAAAAUUCAACCCAUUUCCAAUGAAUCAGAAUUCACAGAAUAAAGUUCAGAAAACAAAAUCAAAAAAAUUGAGAAGAAAGUCAAGGCUUAAGCAAAAAAACAAGAGAGAUCCAAAAAGUUGGAACAUCUCCAAUUUAUAACCACUGAACAAUUGAAAGAUUAUAAUGUGUAAAUGAUUCCCCACAAUUAAGGGUAUUAGGCUCAAAGGGCUAUAAAGGAUCAUUUGAAGGAGACUACAAAUGUCAACUUGUAAGCAGGAUCAAAGAUGGGAAAAGGAGGUAUUGACAAAUUGCAAAAAGGAGAGUACUUUUUAAAAUAGAAGGGAAAAUCACAGGAAUUUCACAUUUGUUGGUUGGAACAAAGAGGAUUUCAUUUGGUUUGGUAUCAUUUGAAAACUGAUAAGGUAGCAAGAGGAAUAGGAUAACUGGAUGACGCAUUAAUCAAAGAGGAAGGAUCUACAUAUAUAGUUAAAUUAUUAGAUAGAUCUUUAACAAUUAAAUUGGAGAAGCCCUAUGUGGGAUAAAUUUGGAGAAGAUCCAUUUCCAAUUAAAUAGCCUAUAAAGCAUAUUUAAAUAACUUGUGGAUGAUUUGUAGAUUGUUUGACAAAUCACCUUCCAUUAGUAUGGUUGAUUAUUUUUUCAAUGAAAACCUUACUACUUUCAACAUCUCUAAUAAUGCUUUGCAAAUAGAAGGUAUUUAAAAUGCGCUACCUUUAUGUUACAUAACAAAAUACACCCAGAUUAUAUUCGAUAGUUUAAUGAACCAUAAGAUUUAUUAAUUGAUAUUAUCAAACAGUCAAUUAGGUCCAAUUGCAACUAUCUAAUUACUAUAAUAUUUUAAGAAGAAUAAGAAUAGAUUGAAGUUAAUCGAUUUGAGCAAUUGUCAAUUGACAACUUUGGUGAUAAAGGAAUUCGGAAGCUUUUUGAUGAAUCAAAACUCUUUUGCUUUGAAUCACAUCUAUUUGAAUGACAAUCAAGGGAUCGGAAAUGAAGGCAUAGAGAUAAUUGCCAAUUGCAUUCAGCAACGAUACUUACAAUUUUGGGAUAACAGUACUAAUAAUUUGGAGAGCAUUAGUCCUGGUUAUCGAAGACAUCAGAUUUCAAGGAAGUCGGAUUCGAUGGAGUUAGAAUUGCUGACUUUGAUGAACUUCAAGAAUAUUGGGGCAACGAAUUUCAAUGAUUUGUUCAAUGCGAUUGAUGUGAUGUUCUGUAAGGCUUUGGAGAUUCCAGCAUUGGAGAAUGAGUUGUUCUACAAUAAGUAAAAGACAUUGUCUAAGAUGAUCAAGAAAUUGAAGAAUAAGACGGGGCAGUACAAUAGGUACAACUUGUAGUUGCUGAAAGACUUUUAUGAGAACUCAAUGGAUCCGAUAAUAGAAAUAAUAAAGAUAUAAUUGGACAUAUCUGAGAACUCGAUUCAGAAUAUUGAAUAAUUGGGGGAAUUGAUAAUUAAGCACGAUUGUUUUAGGAGUGUCCACUUAAGUCAUCUUGAAUUGGAUGAGUUAUUGCAGUUUACGGCUUGUUUAAAGGAUUCGAUCUCUCUUGAAUUACUGGAUGUGAAUUGCAAUAGGAUCAACGACAUUUAAGUGAUCUUGGAAAGUUUGGACAAGAACACGAGUAUCAAGACUCUGAUUAUUUCGCAGCAAUUUAUUGAUUUGCAGAGUAGGUUCGAGGAUGUGGAAAUGAAUAAUUAAGAGUUUUUUAUAGCUGAUGUGUAAUUGUUAUGA